Molecule: messenger RNA, 831 nt
Organism: Raphanus sativus (radish)
Lineage: Eukaryota; Viridiplantae; Streptophyta; Magnoliopsida; Brassicales; Brassicaceae
Product: ubiquitin-conjugating enzyme E2 19
Exons: 6
Coding region: 150-695 (181 amino acids)
Source: RefSeq, a predicted model, not a curated record
CACACGUUUCUAUAACCCAGAUUCCAGAACCACGUCUCUCCGGAAAAAAAAGGAGAAGAAGAACGCUCCUUCUCUCCUUUUUAUACUUUCGAUCAAAAUUCUUCACGAGGGAAACAAUUUCGAUUUCAUAAAUCACCGAUUCUCGAGGGAUGGCGGCGGUAAAUGGGCACCAAGGAAACACUCCGGCGGAGACAACCCCGGCGGCCACCGGAUCGAAACAACCUGCUCCUCCGGCUAAAUCCGUCGAUAGCCAAUCCGUUCUCAAAAGGCUACAAUCUGAACUAAUGGGUUUAAUGAUGGGAGGUGAUCCGGGGAUAUCUGCUUUCCCAGAGGAAGACAAUAUAUUCUGCUGGAAAGGAACAAUCACUGGAAGCAAAGAUACUGUGUUUCAAGGAACUGAGUACAGACUCUCCCUCGCUUUCUCCAACGACUAUCCUUUCAAACCUCCCAAAGUUAAGUUCGAGACUUGCUGCUUCCAUCCCAAUGUCGACCUCUAUGGCAAUAUUUGCUUGGACAUUCUUCAGGAUAAAUGGUCAUCGGCUUACGAUGUGAGGACGUUAUUACUCUCGAUUCAAAGCCUUCUCGGAGAACCGAACAUCAGCUCGCCAUUGAACAAUCAAGCAGCUCAGCUUUGGAGCAAUCAAAAAGAGUACAGGAAGAUGGUUGAGAAGCUCUACAAACCAUUGAACGCAUGAUUCUCGAUGUAAUUGGUACAGCUAUAUUAUGAUUUUCCAGAAGAAAGAGAAAUCACUGCUUUCAAUAGAUCAUGUUUCUUCUACUUUGUAAUCUCAGUUCGAGCCUAUAUUAGCAAAUCAAAGACCCUUUUUAUUA